AUGGAUCUUACAGAAUCUCCCGGAGAUAAGAUACAUCGCUAUGAUAAUAAAGAACAUAACGAGACAGAAUUAUCCUCGUACAUUGAUGAUAAGGAAUCUCAGCUGAUACCAGUGAAAUCCUAUACAAUGAUUAACAAGAAUCACGUAGAGAUCACCAUCAUUUCUUGGGGUGCUACGAUCGUCUCGUUAAAAUAUCCCGAUAAGUUCGGACGUAUUGCAGAUGUUGUGCUUGGUUUCGACGAUUUAAAGAGCUAUACGAAUCCCAGGAUUAAUCCAUUCAUAGGAUGCGUAUUGGGUAGGUGCGCGAAUCGUAUAAAAAACGGCUGUAUUGUUAUUAAGGGCAAAACUUACCAGCUCACAAGAAACGACCUUGACAAACAUCAUCUACACGGAGGUACGAAGGGCUUCGGUCAACGAUUAUGGGAUUCGUAUAUCGACGAUUGCUCAGUCGUCAUGACUUACUUAAGCGAAGAUGGUGAAGAGGGAUAUCCUGGUGCACUGUUGAGCACGGUGAGAUUCAAGUUGACACCAGAUAAUAGACUGGAAAUAGGUAUCCGGGCGACCACGACCGAUUUUACGAUAGUCAACAUCUCACAUGGUUCUUUGUUCAACCUUGCCGGACAUGACACCGGUAAAAAGGAAUUGAUAAAGCAUAAAAUCUCAUUGAACUGCGAUCGCUGGACCUUCGCAGAUUAUACUGAUCCAAUACCAACCGGCAGUAUCAGAGGAGUCGGAGGAACCAUCAUGGAUCUACGUAUACCGAAGUUUUUGGAGAAUUGUAUCGAGAAGGUUCCUCCAGGAGAAGGGUACGAUCAUAACUUCUGCGUCACGCCAAAUUGGCACGGAGGUAGCACGUACGUCGCUCGAGCUAUCCAUCCAGAAAGUGGUCGCGUUCUAGAAAUUUAUUCCGAUCAACCUGGUGUACAGUUUUAUACAGGUGGUCGUUUAUUAACAGACGCUGCUUCUGAGAUUGACAGUAACAUUGUUGUUAAACAAAGUAACAACUUGAAUCGUGAAGAAGAUAAGGAAAAAACAUUAACGAUCGAUCAAAUGGAACAAGACGCGAUAGCCGAAUCACCGUCGUUUCUCUUAGGCAAGCAAAGUGCUCGCUAUGUAAAACAUUGUGCUUUCAGCAUUCAACCGCAAAAUUAUCCAAAUGCCGUUAAUUAUUCACACUUUCCUUGUUCCAUACUACAACCCGGAGAAAUCUAUUGUCAUGACUUAAUUUACAAAUUUGGCAUUCAAUUGGCCAAUUAUAUGUGAUGUUUUUAAAUUACCUUAAAGGUCCAAAUGAAUCAUUGACUGUCACUGAACGUUGGAUCCAUUGUGGUAAUACUUUAACUUUAUGACGAUAACGUUUAUCUAAUAAUACAACUGUUGAAUAAUCAUUGAUAUGACGAACAGAUCGGCCGAUACAUUGAUUUACCGCUUUCAUGCAGGAGUUUUCGUAAAAAUUACUUCCAGCAUCUGAUUUCUGAACAGAGAUUGAAAAAUAAAAUGAGAAACAUUAAAACAUCAUGCUAAAUUAUAGUGACAAAUUCUUGAUUUUAUGUAAAGUAAUACAAACCACAUGUUCAUUUAAAUACUUCAUCUUCUCUUGCAAUUCUGGUGAUUUGAUAUUAGAAUAUGGCAAACCAACAACUAUAAUACAUCGACCCAAAUCGUCAGAAAAAUUUAAAC
This is a messenger RNA of Camponotus floridanus (Florida carpenter ant), 1680 nucleotides long. Its product is annotated as aldose 1-epimerase. The transcript has 10 exons. Gene Ontology annotation, molecular function: aldose 1-epimerase activity; carbohydrate binding. The record is from RefSeq and is a predicted model, not a curated record. Lineage: Eukaryota; Metazoa; Arthropoda; Insecta; Hymenoptera; Formicidae. Gene Ontology annotation, biological process: beta-D-galactose catabolic process via UDP-galactose, Leloir pathway; glucose metabolic process. The coding region runs from base 1 to 1263 and encodes 420 amino acids.